Messenger RNA from Giardia duodenalis, 3126 nucleotides. Its product is annotated as WD40 repeat protein. The coding region runs from base 1 to 3126 and encodes 1041 amino acids. Gene Ontology annotation, molecular function: snoRNA binding; protein binding. Gene Ontology annotation, biological process: maturation of SSU-rRNA. Lineage: Eukaryota; Fornicata; Diplomonadida; Hexamitidae. The transcript has a single exon. Gene Ontology annotation, cellular component: Pwp2p-containing subcomplex of 90S preribosome; small-subunit processome. The record is from RefSeq and is a predicted model, not a curated record.
AUGUCCAGGACCUACCUCAGGUACGAGCCAGACCUUGCCUGUGGGGUCAUAGCCACUAUUGGCGGCUGUGCUGUGCAUCCAUCUGGUCAAAAGCUCUUCGUCGCUGCUCAUGACAGCAUUAACGUCUGGAGCACAACCAACGGUAUGAGGCUAUCGUAUUAUGAAAGCUGCCUUGAUGCAUCCAUAAAUGUUAUCAUUCACCACUCUAGAAAGAACGUCGCUGCUGUUGGAAUGAGCAAUGGCCGUGUCCUGGCCUUUGAUACCGAUCUCCCGAUGGUUAAUCUUACUCAUAGCUUUCUGCCCUCUAACAGUGCGAUUACGGCGCUUAGCUUUUCAGAUGACGGGCUCUUCCUCUUCGCAGGAACCGCAAGUUCAGAAAUCUUUGUACACGAUUUAGUCGAAGGGAGCAUCACAUCCAAAUUGACUGGAGGACACUCUGGCCCAAUUACGCGGAUAGCUACUAUGGGAACUAAAUAUCUUCUUUCGGCGUCUCGUGAUAUGCUAGUUGUUCUCUGGGAUUUGAGCACGCGGGCAAAGCUUCAGACUCUGGUAGAAUGCAACACUGAAGUUCGUGCUCUUUGCGUGUACAUUGAGAAAAAGAUGAGCAGCUCUGACAGUACUCAAGCUUCCGAGUCACGGCCUAGAAAGAGAGAAAAGAUUGACAAGGAACUCAGGACAGAUAAGCCGGUAAUACCUAAUCACACUAUGCAGCCUGACAGUGUCGUGGACUCACAAAGUGACGAGCCAUACACAUGGUUUGUUUUUGUUGGCUGUGCAGACAAUUCAAUUCACGCCUGGUCCACGCACGCCCUUCCUCCUAUGAGGACCAUCCUCGAGAUUCUCUCUGAGAUUACAGAGCCCAACAGUCUUGCAUUUAAAUACCUUGCCCUUCUGCAUAGGCUUGGGCAUCACCCUGAUAGUCAAGACUCGAAUGCGCCUGUAAUUGCAUCAGACCUCUCAAAUGCUCUCAACGAUGACCGUGCUAGAAUGAUUCAAAAUGUAGACACGAUUCAAGAGGCGAAGACUCUUCUGGAUAGCGACAGAAAGCUUCUCAAGUAUAUGGGUCGUAUGGACAAGACUUCCACGGAGCCCACUGUGUCCAUUAAGCUUGUGCAAACGCAGCUAGGCGCCAAACUAGGCGAGAUUGUCCUUGCGCUUCUCGUGGUGAGCACCAAAAGUGUUGAGCUGUACAAGGUAGGCUCGAUGGAGCACGUGUUCAAAGCAGCAAAGCGUAGACUUCAAAAGUAUGCUAGGCAAAAGGUUGAGAAACUGCUUGCUGCGUGUAAGAUUGACAAGGAGGCAGCUCAAUAUGAGGUAGAAGACACCAUGAAGCCACACUUGCUCUCAGAAAGUGCUGUUCUAUUGAAGUCCACAAGCCGUGCUGUUCAGACAAAUGACUUUCUUACCUCUUCACUGCUCAUAAAAUCACCUUACGGGGAAAAGCUGAUAGAUGCAGCUUGGAUUCCAAAGCAGAACAGCGUAUGCCUAGUUAGCUCUCUUAAUUUCUUAAAAAUCUUCCGUGUUUUGGUUAGAGAUGCCGCCAAUGCGGCGGUGAAAGGAGUUACUGCAGGUGGAUCUGGAAGAGGCACUGAGGCACUUCGGGAUUCCUUUUACACAUAUGAAGAAACGUUGGAAAUAGCUCUCCAAGGCCACAGACAUGUCAUUCACCAUGCAUCUCUAAGUUUCGAUGACACAAUCGUUGCAACGUGUAGUCAGGGAGAGGUGAAGUUGUGGAACAUCCGAAAGUUUAUCUGCAUUACAACUAUCUCUCUUCCCAAAACUAUGAAGACACCCACACGGGUAGUAAUUCUUGCAGGGAAUAAGUACUCUGUCGUGGCAGAUAGUGGCGGAAUACUGGGACUGAUUAAUAAUAUUGCUGCCGAGGUCGUUGAUCUUGUGGAUGCUCACGCCAAGCGCAUCACAGACCUUCAGCUCUCAGGGGGACAACUAAUCAGUAGCUCUGAAGACGGAUUUGUUAAGUUUUGGUCCUUUGGAGUAACAGAGGACGGUGGCGUUUCUCUCAACUUAGAGCGCGAAUUCGAUGCUGGGCAUUCUGUUGGUGUGAUACGUAUCGACAGUCCGCAAAAGCAUAUUCUUUGUGCUCUUUAUGACAACACUGUACGUAUCUAUUUUCUAGACACACUUAGAUUCAAACUGGUACUGUAUGGCCAUAGUAUGCCCAUUACAUCAAUGGCCCUUUCGUCAACUGCAGAAAAGCUAGUCACGUGCAGUCUGGACAAGACCAUAAGAAUAUGGGGCCUCAACUUCGGAGAGUGUCAGAAGCUCAUCCGCUUCGAUUCCCCGUUCACCGACAUCCAGUUCAUCCGAGAUACCCGGCUUGGACUAGCCGCUUCUCGAGACGGAAGACUCUCCUAUUGGGACCUCGAUAGCUUCCUUUUGAUUUCAAUCUUGGGAGAGGGUAGAUCUGGCUCCUAUUUUUCCAGAGGACACUUUGGCGAGUGCACAUCCCUAUGUGUCAGCAGUGCAGGACGCUUUGUCAUUUCUGUAGGACACGAUAAAGCAAUUCGACAGUGGAUACAAACAGAUGAUCUUAUUAACGUCCGGCUAGAAGAGCAGAAGCGGUUGCAUGAAGCCAUGACAAAGGAGGAGGAGAAGACCCUAGGUUGGGAAGAUCCCAGCAAAUUACAAGCAUCGCGUGACGGGAAGAAUGCAGGAGACAUCCUCAUGGAAGCGGUAAUGCUUGUAAGCAACGAGCUGGCUUCUAGGCCCGAGUCCAAAUCUUGUAACGAUCCCACUAGUCACCUGGCAACGUACGGAAAGCCUCCUCUAGAAUAUCUUCUAUCCGUUAUACGGACUGAGAUUAGGCACGAGGUUCUUUUGGAUGCUCUGUCGAGCAUAACAGUGGAGUCUGCACGAACCCUUUUAGAUCUCCUUUCGCAAAUGCUCGAUCAGAAGUAUCAACCAGCAGACUUUAUAGUUCGAUGCGCCACAUUCCUAAUCACCCGUUACUUUGCUAAGGCCGCUAACACCCAGGGGCUUGCCGUGCUGAUCAGGAAGGCGCAGAAACUCAUCCAUGAAACUCUCAGAAAACAGGAGGAAGAGGCGCGGACCGCCCUGGGAUGCCUGGAGAUCAUGCGCUCCCUCGAAGAGGGACUAACCCAGUAA